This is a messenger RNA of Patella vulgata (common limpet), 1446 nucleotides long. RefSeq names its product 43 kDa receptor-associated protein of the synapse. The record is from RefSeq and is a predicted model, not a curated record. Gene Ontology annotation, biological process: chemical synaptic transmission. Lineage: Eukaryota; Metazoa; Mollusca; Gastropoda; Patellidae. Gene Ontology annotation, molecular function: protein-membrane adaptor activity; acetylcholine receptor binding. The transcript is spliced from 6 exons. The coding region runs from base 91 to 1347 and encodes 418 amino acids.
AUGAAUUACUUGUCAUCAUCAAGUUACCAUUUUUGACGAAUAGUAUUGUUAAUUAGGGAUUGUUCAUCAGAUUUUUAGACUGAAAAAAAAAUGGGCCAAAAAAUAGCAAAGAAGGAACCGGAGAGAGGUGCUCGACUUUACGAUGAACAGAGAUUUGAAGAGGCGAUAGAAGAGUUCAAGCUUUGUCUCACGAGAAAGCCGAAAAGUUCAGAAGAAUUUUUGUUAUAUGGUCAGAUUUGUCGCUGUUAUUUAGAUAUUGGCAAAACGGGUGAAGCCUUAGAUUUUGCAAACAAACAGAUGGAGCAAGCCAAUCAAUCCAACGAUAACAGCAUGAAGUCAGAAGCAUUUUUCCACUUAGCGGUUUGCAAUGAGUUGAUAGGAGAAUUCUCUAAAUCUAUAUCUUUUUGUCGAAAUAGUUUACAGAUAGAUGAAACUCAAAAUCAGCUUAAAGCUUAUCUUUAUUUGUGCUUGGGUAAUUCUUACGUCGGCUUAAGUGAAUUUCCCAAAGCCUGGAAAAGUUAUUAUACGGCUUUAUCUAUAGCACACACUAAUGGUGAUAAAUUGAUAGAAAUUCUAGUAAAUACAAGACUUGGGAUUCUUUUUACCUCCUUAAAUGAUUACGAUGGUGGAAUAGAUUAUUGUUCAAAAGCCUGGGAUUUAGUUAAUGAUAUAAAAGAGAGUGAUCCUAAUAUAAAAUACAGAAGAUUAGUUGGCGUUUCUCUUGCAGUACCAUAUAGAAAGACUGGCAGAUAUAAGGACUGCACAGAUUUAUGUGAGGAUGCUAUGAAAGUAGCAAUGUUGUAUGGGGAUACUGUGGUACAAGUUAGAUGUAUGGUAUUAUUUGCUGAUAUACAUCGUAGACGUGGAGAUAAUGAGAGGGCACUACCAAGAUACGAAUCUGCACUUAGUUUAAUGGAACGAAUAGGUGACCGAGUUGGACAAGUAGAUGCACUUUUGGGCAUGUCCAAAACUCAUACAAAUUUGCUCAAACCACAAAAGGCAAUUGAACUGGCACUGAAAGCUCUUGAAAUAGCACAGAAAGUUGGCAAUAAGCUUCAGAUGCUGCGAUGCCAUUCUAGUUUAAAAUCGUUGUACUUUGAUACAAGGGAGACUACUCUAUCUAGUAGACAUCAUACUUUAAUGAAACAAUUAGCUGAAGAAACUGAUUUGUAUUGUGGAAUGUGUGAUGAUAUGAUGGGACAACAGCCUGAACGUCUAUCAGUAUUAAUAUGUGGUCAUUUUAUACACGGCAGAUGCUCCUCGGCAAAGAGUGAAAGUCGUCAAUUCUGUGCAAUAUGUAAGAAAAAACCCGUUACAAAUUUGUCUUCAGCAGCCAUAGAUGGUUGAUGUGGGAAUUAUAUGAAUUUCAAUAAACCAAUAUUUUGUGAACCAGAAAUUAUUUAUUUUAUGACAAUAAAUUUUAAAUAAGAUUGCAAAGCAAGUAAA